CUCAGCCAAUCAGAGGAAAGCGGAAAGGACGGCUGUUUGAGCGACGCCAUUUUGCACGCGAAGGGCAUUGAAUGGUUACUACCGGGAGGAGAAAGCGGAUUUGCAGUGUAAAAUCAAUCCACUUGUUGAGGAGAUAAUCUGUGUUAAUCGCAGUUGAGAAACAUUUGGACUAAGUGAUGGCAGGGCACGAUGCUGGGUCACAACACCAAUUCACAGGGUUUCAGAAAUACUUCAAUACCUACACCAUCGUAGGCAGAAGAAAUUAUGUUAUAGCUACAUAUGCAACGAUUGCAAGUAUCGUUCUGUAUUUUAAACUGAGGCCUAAGAAGCAAGCUCCAGCCGUGACACAGAAAUAAGAUGGGUUGACAUUUUGACACUGGACCAUGCACAUAAUAUAACUAGUAGAAGUUGAUGUACACUUCAAUAAAUCAUGAACAGUGAUGAAGUUUGUCAUCUGUACACAUUGCCACUACAGAAGUGACUGUCCUACAUAUAAACAGCGUGCAGAGUUCUAAUGUGUACAAUUCAGUUAAGGAGCCCUUUCAAUCUGUGCUGAGAAAUGAUGGAUACAUCCUUAGGCAUUACUGUAUCUCUAGGAUAAAUGUUACACAGCA
Messenger RNA from Lacerta agilis (Sand lizard), 614 nucleotides. It is a transcript of the gene ATP5MK, whose product is annotated as ATP synthase membrane subunit DAPIT. The record is from RefSeq and is a predicted model, not a curated record. NCBI's taxonomy places the organism in Eukaryota, Metazoa, Chordata, Lepidosauria, Squamata, Lacertidae. The transcript is spliced from 5 exons. Bases 177 to 356 code for a protein of 59 amino acids.